UCCUUUUACAUUCCUUCUUAGGUCAAUCAAUAGUGCCAUUUAUUUAUCCCUACCUCUCUCUAUAAUAAAUAAGUUCACAUUUCACACUACUACUACUCUACUGGUAUAAGUAAAGUACUCCCCUGCAUCACUAGUUCCAACCGACAAAGACACAAACAAAAUGGCGGAAGAAGAAAUAGGGGAAGAGUACCUUUUCAAGAUUGUGGUGAUAGGCGACUCUGCUGUUGGCAAAUCGAACUUGCUGUCCCGUUUUGCCCGUGAUGAGUUUGACCAUAACUCUAAGGCUACCAUUGGAGUUGAGUUCCAAACCCAAGUUGUAGAAGUUGAUGGCAAGGAAAUUAAGGCCCAAGUUUGGGACACAGCUGGUCAAGAACGCUUUCGGGCAGUCACUUCUGCUUAUUAUAGAGGUGCUGUUGGGGCUCUCAUUGUUUAUGAUAUUAGCAGAAAGACCACUUUUGAGAAUAUCAAACGUUGGCUUGAUGAACUCAACACUCACUGUGAUACAACAGUUGCAAGGAUGCUUGUGGGAAACAAGUGUGAUCUGGAGAACAUCAGAGAUGUGAGUGUAGAGGAAGGAAAAAACCUUGCAGAAGAGGAAGGAUUAUUCUUUAUUGAAACAUCUGCACUGGACUCUACUAAUGUCAAUACAGCCUUUGAAAUUGUCAUCCGCGAGAUAUACAAAAAUUUGAGCCGGAAAGUUCUCAAUUCUGAUUCAUACAAGGCAGAAUUAUCAGUCAAUCGGGUUAGCCUUGCCAAUGGAACCGACAUGUCAAAGCAAAAGGCAUCGUGCUGUUCCAGAUAGUUUUGUUCCAUAAUUAUUAUGUUCAUCUUUAGUCUCUUUACCUUUUUAGACACUUACCCUGCCCUGAAUUUAACCUGGCAGUUUCUCAAGGGUGCAUGUCGUGUUACGUUUAGUUCAUUGCUGUGUUACUUGCAGUCUUGCAACGCAAUAGCCCCAACAGGGUAUAAUUGUAUCUUUACGAGGCAACAGAAUAAAUAUAUGAGAAAGGAUUGAGUUUUGACAAAA
Nicotiana tabacum (common tobacco) is the source of this 1027-nucleotide messenger RNA. Its product is annotated as ras-related protein RABA5b. Gene Ontology annotation, molecular function: GTPase activity; GTP binding. The record is from RefSeq and is a predicted model, not a curated record. NCBI's taxonomy places the organism in Eukaryota, Viridiplantae, Streptophyta, Magnoliopsida, Solanales, Solanaceae.